This is a messenger RNA of Caenorhabditis angaria, 2229 nucleotides long. Lineage: Eukaryota; Metazoa; Nematoda; Chromadorea; Rhabditida; Rhabditidae. The record is from the annotation of a GenBank genome assembly.
AUGCUGCAGAGAUUCAACAAUAAUCCGAAUCGCAUCUUGAUCUCAUCCGAUGUUUUGGCCAGAGGAACCGAUUUGAAUAUGGUGGAUUGUGUGAUCAAUUACAAUUUGCCCAGCGAUGAUAAAUUGUUUGUGCAUCGAGCCGGAAGAACUGGCAGAGCCGGGCAUAAUGGAUGUGUUUUGAGUGUGGGAGACAAGGAGACGAAGAGGAUUUUUGUGAAAAUGUUGAAGGUUACCAAUUUGUAUGGUGAUACUGAUGAGGAAUUUAUGGAUGAGCAGCAAUUUGUGAAGGAUAAGGAGAGGUGCGUGUUUUUUUUUCGAGAAAAUUCCACGUCAUAACACUUUUUUAAAAUCUGGAAAUUUUGCAAUUUCUUGGGACGAAAUUUUCACGUCAAAAUCAAGCCAUACAAUUUUUGACAGAUGUCCAAUUCAAGCUGAAAAUACAGAAAUUUCGCUAUAAAAUCCACGUGGCAAAAUUUGAAUUGAAAAUUUUGAAGCUAUAAAAUCCACGUGGCAAGUUUUGAAAUGAAAUUCAAAAUUUUCCUGCAAACGAGGAAGUUUUGCAAAAACAAGAUCAAAAAAUCAAUUUUCCCCAUGCAAAAAUAAUUUUUAAUACAAAUUUUCUGGAGAGAUUUUCUGAUAUGCAAAAUAACGAGGAACUUUUUGCAAAAAAAGCUCGAAAAAUCAAUUUUUCCGAAUAAUUUGUUGAUCAAAUUUUGUGCUAAUCAAAUCAAAAACAUUCACAUAAAAGCGCAUCUCCAACUUCCCAAAAAUCAUCAACUUUUUUCUUGAAAAUGUUGUCAAAAGUUGUGUCAACUCUCUUGGUUUUCUCCACAUUAUUCUUCGCUAUGAUUUUGGCUCAACAACAAUGUACUCGUCAAACUGAUUGUCCAGUUGGUCUUUUCUGUUUGAAAAAUAACCCGGAAGAUGUUGCUUAUUGUCGGCCACUUUAAGCAAACUGGGAUAAUAAAUUUAUUUGCAUUCAGAGUUUUUGUUGAAAAUUUUCUGACAGGAAAACUAUGACAUGGAAUUGGGGAAUUUUUAGGAGAAGCUUGAUUUUCUAGCUCUCUGAAAUAUAGAAAAUUCAUAUUUUCAGAAGAAUUUUAAGCUACUUAUGAUGUGGCAAUUAAUUUUUCAGCUAGGUUAAUUUGAAGUUGAGCUAUGACGUGGCAAAAUGCUCAUUUUUGCCUACUAAAAUACCAAAAUUCUUUGCGCUUUUUUCUCCAAUAGAACCGAACUCUUUUAAAUAUCGAUAUCAGAACAAUGGCCAGAAAUAUUGAAAAAAAAUAAUAUCAAAAUUUUGAAACGUAUUUUUCCAUGAUUUGAAAUCUGGAAUUUUUUUCCUAUUUUUUUUGAGAAAAGCAUUCGUUGAAUUCGUAAGUAAUUGAGCUAUGACGUGGCAAAUGAUUUAAAAGCUUCAUGUUAUGUUGUAAUUUUGCCACGUGGCAAUUUCCAUAAUUUUCUAGUUUGGGAAAAUAUUCAUCCCACUUCAAAAAUUAAGUGACUAGAACUGGAUCACGAUCAACUUUAGCUGUCUGAAAAUUUAAAAUGUUUGAUCUGUAAUUCGUAAUUGGUAAUCCUGCUAAAAUUCCAGACUGAUGCUAUCUUCUAGCCAGUAAAUUAUUUUUGAGUAACAAAAACACUAGAAAAUCUUGAAAGCCACGUCAUAGCUUAUGAAAAUAAACAACAAUUUGAAUGCAAAAUUAUUUAUCGAUUGAUUUUCUCAAACCAAAUAAUUAAUCAACAAUUAUUUCCAACUGGACAAUCAACUUCUUCGAAACUCGAAGGCGAAAAGUCGUAAAUUCUGGCCGAAACCGUGGCGAAGAUUGCGAAAAUGACGAAGAUUUUUGACAACAUUUUUUGUUGAUGAAUUUUUUGCCGAUGGGAUUUUAUGGGAAAUUUUUGAUUUGAUUAGGGUGAAAUUUGAUUUGAGAAGCGAUUUCCACCAUAUUUUUGAACAUUUUCUAUACAAAAAUCAAUUGAGCUAUGACGUGGAAAAAAUUUGAACAGAAAUCAGAGAUUUCUAGCAAUAUAUAGGAAAAAUUGUGAAAUUAAAAUCAAAAAAUUUGAUUUUCCAGAUACCAAAAAGCCAUCGAAAGCCUCAAAUCAAUAAUUCAACCGGCUCAAACUCGAGCCGCUCAAAGAAGUGGUUUCGAAGCGAAACGACGAUCUCGACCCACUGCAAAAGGCGAAAAACCGUGGCUGAAACGAAAAGCUGUGGCUGAAAAUUAG